Linnemannia hyalina is the source of this 264-nucleotide messenger RNA. Lineage: Eukaryota; Fungi; Mortierellomycota; Mortierellomycetes; Mortierellales; Mortierellaceae. The record is from the annotation of a GenBank genome assembly.
AUGUCCCUUAAACUAGUAUCUCUCCUCCUCAUGACCCUCGUCGUCCUCCAAAUCUUCUUGAGCAGUAGCAUCAACGCGCAAGCCGAGGCAGUCAAGUUCCCAACCUGGUGUAUUUGCGGCAACGACAAGACCAAGACCGAGAUCCUGUGCAAGUUCACCGCCGCCAACUGGGACGGUGGUAGCUGUGGUCUUGAUAGCCAGAGAGCGUACAACUCUUUUCUUACGGCUUGUAAGCAGAGCGGUGGUGAGCAAUGCUGGAGAUAG